Messenger RNA from Vitrella brassicaformis, 658 nucleotides. Lineage: Eukaryota; Vitrellaceae. The record is from the annotation of a GenBank genome assembly.
CUCGCAUCUCCUGGUUUUCGUCUGGUCCCUCCCCACCCCUCCUCAUUCGACAAUCGGGACCGACUGCUCCAUUGCCCACUGCAAAUCGCGUUUGUAUGCACUCUUGAUGAUCUCAUUGAAGGCGUCAGCUCCGCGCAUCAGAGUUGACUGCCUCUCAGCUCGGUAGACAUCCUUCGUCCCGCUCGGCGCCAGAACGAAAUUCCAUCUCUUCUUCUGCGGCGCAGCCGUGCCCAGAGAGGGGUCACCCUGGUAGUCCUUAGAGAACGCCUGGUCACCGUAGAAGACAAAUGCCGACUCUCGUGCCUUCACACCGAAGGCGUCCUGGAUGCGCUCCCUCUGCACCGCAUCAGACCGAUAUAUGGACCACCAUCGGUUGCGGGCCGGAAACGGCAGAAAGUGGGUUCGAAACUCCCAGUACACUAAACAUGCAGAUGACCGCUGAUAGAAGUGCCAUACCUUCCUUCCAUCGCGUACCCGCAUUGUAUUGUAGGCCGUGAUUCACAUCUCCCGCUUUGAGAGACUCCUCCUUUAUGGCAUCGACAUCAGCAGCACUCACAAAAUCUGCCAUCUUCGCUUGGAGAAGUGGAGUGCCGGCACCACAGCCCUCUGGGGUAUCCUGUGAAAGCUUUCUAGUGGAGCACGGGUAUCCGUAAAACAU